Molecule: messenger RNA, 931 nt
Organism: Eremomyces bilateralis CBS 781.70
Lineage: Eukaryota; Fungi; Ascomycota; Dothideomycetes; Eremomycetales; Eremomycetaceae
Product: FKBP-like protein
Exons: 3
Coding region: 377-778 (133 amino acids)
Biological process (GO): rRNA processing
Molecular function (GO): DNA binding; peptidyl-prolyl cis-trans isomerase activity
Source: RefSeq, a predicted model, not a curated record
UUCACAUCGGAUUUGAUUGCGACAACAAUAAUAAUAGGAGCAUAAUUCAUAUUGACGCUUCAAUCUGAUUGCAAUUUGCACCUUUAUUAUUGGGUUUGGGUUCUAAAACAUACAAAUACGUGUUUCUUAGUGUUUUUUAGUGUUACUAACCAGCGUCUCCCCUUCAUUGCUCCUGACGUUUACCUGCAAACUUGCACCUCAAUUUGACCUCUGGAAAGACCAAGUUUCAUCAACCAUCGAAUAAUUCCAGAUUCGGAGCUACAACCUCAAUGCGUAGGGACCAAGUUACUCAAAGAGCUUGGAUUACUGUCCCACCGAGACUCCGCGCCUGCCAUAGAAGAAUACCGUCCACCCUCAGGAGAACACUGUGAUCCCGAUGGGUCCUAAGAAAGGGUCAAAUUCGAAGGAUGAUUCGUCCAAGAAAGGUGGGAAAGGAGGGAAAGGAGGGAAGGAUCCCUCUGGCGACAAAACUACUGGGAAGCUGAAACCCGCGAACAGCAUCAACGUAAGGCAUAUUCUAUGCGAGAAGCACUCCAAGAAGGAGGAAGCCUUAGCAAAGCUGCGAGACGGAGCCAAGUUUGAUGAGGUUGCCCGGGAAUUUUCUGAGGACAAGGCUAGACAAGGCGGUUCAUUGGGAUGGAAGACGCGUGGUUCGUUGAUAGCCGAGUUUGAAAAGAUGGCAUAUGAGCUCGAGACGAGCACGACGGGGAAUCCGAAGUAUGGAGAAGUGAAAACCAAAGAAGGUUAUCACAUCGUCAUGGUCGAAGGGAGGAAGUAAUGUGGAAGUCUUUCAUGACGCGGGACGGAUUCGGACAGGAGGCGGUGGUCAAUGACAAUCACGAUAUCAGUAGCAUAUGAAUCAAGCUAUGAUAAUGUCUUCCAAGUUCAUUCCUCAGGAUGUUCCUACAAAAUAUAUUAGAUCUCACUGUCA